Messenger RNA from Wasmannia auropunctata (little fire ant), 5910 nucleotides. It is a transcript of the gene qin, whose product is annotated as RING finger protein 17. The transcript has 27 exons. Gene Ontology annotation, molecular function: zinc ion binding. NCBI's taxonomy places the organism in Eukaryota, Metazoa, Arthropoda, Insecta, Hymenoptera, Formicidae. The record is from RefSeq and is a predicted model, not a curated record. Bases 238 to 5661 code for a protein of 1807 amino acids.
AAACUUUGGCGGUGGGGGCUUCGUGUAGUCGCGUCGCUCGACCACGUGCAGCAUGAAACGAGGAUCGCGACAUUCGAUUAUUCGUCGGGGCUGGUGAUCGCUCGACGACCGUGGUGCCCAGGCAGGUGCCGGUGAUAUUUGAUACAGUAAAAGAUAUUCGAGCCGUUCGAGGCAAUCGUCAAAACAAAAGGGGUGGUAAAGGAGAUAAGAGAUUCCGGCGCGGUGACGCGAGUGCUCAUGGGUAAGCGCAGGAUUACGGCGUGGCGGCGGGUCGGUAGUUUCAAACGUGCGGCAGGAUUCACGCGUGUCUCGUCUUGCCGUCGUUCGUUCACACUCGACUCGCCGAUUCCGUCGGGAACAACAACAACAACAACGUCGUCGUCGUCGUCCACGACGAAAUCGCGUACUCGUCGCUCGUCGUCCGCACGCGGCAUCAUGUACCCGUGCAUCGCCGACGUGCCGCGCGCGAGGCGGUCGAACAGCAGGUUGUCGCCAUCGACGUUCUACAAGGUUCCCGACACGAAGCUGAAGAACGUGAUCUGCGUCAACUGCAAGAGCAAGUUCUACGUUACAGAUCUAUCGAAUUUGAAUCUCACUGGGUCGACAGCAAAAGGAACACUGAUACCUUUGUUGUCAGAUUGCGGGCAUCCAAUAUGUAGUAAAUGUAUCAACAAGGAGAAAAUCAGAAAAUGUCCAUCGUGUAACAAAAUUGUUCUGGAUAACAACAAUCUGAAGUCCUUGCUACCAUUGAACUUAUAUUCACUAGGGCUAAUUAUUUCCUCUUACCAUCGACCAUUGGAAAAUGACGAUGACGAUUUUCUGUUUUGUCACAGCUUACCUUCACAAUUACGUCAGAUAGCAAAGCAAGGGUGUUGCCAUGAAUGUGGAAAUCAUGCUAAUGUAAACUGUCCCCAGUGUGUGGCUCUCUAUUGUUACUACUGUUAUUCAAAAAUUCAUGGAAGGGCAUUACAGAACCACACACAAAUCCCGUUAUACGAGGGUGGGCCCAACACUCCUGCUGCUAUGUUGAAUAGCUGUGCACCAACGUGCACUGAUGCCUUAAGCUAUUAUUGUAAUGACUGCAAUGUAGCUUGUUGCUCAAAUUGCAUCUUGCGCUCGCACAAAAUGCAUAUUUUUGAGACAUUAUUAGAAAAGAAUGAGACUCUGGCAUUUGAGUUCAACGAGAUUUGUAUGCACAUCGAGGAAACGCUGAUGCAAAUUCGCCAGACGAAAGAGAAAAUUAAAUCGGCGAUCAGGUCCAAAACGUACAAGCUGCAAAACAGCGAAAUCAUCGAGGCAUCAAUCGCUCAACAUUUCGCAUAUCUACAUGGCAUCCUCCAAAAUAUGGAGACGAAACUACUAAACAGGCUGCAUGAGCAAGAUAAUCGUCUCAAGAAUAAUUUGGAGGAAAUCGCAAUACAACUUCGAUCACAGGAGGAAAGAUUGGAGUUAGCAUCGCAGACAGCCUCUUACGUGACACAGACCUUCGACAAGGUGGACAUACGAAACGCGAUUAACCAUCUUACAGAGAUGGCAGAUCUCCCUUGCCAUCUGAUGUACAAGGACGCGGGCCAGAAUCUUAACGCAACACUUAUCGUCGAUGACUCAAUUGUCGCAGCUAUAGAAGAUCACUGUGCCAUCACAGUGCCACAAGUAUCGUCCUACAGCCUCGUACGAAAAGACGAGCUACCGAAAAAUUACACACUCUCACCUUUACCGAAGAAACCACGUUCAAAAAUCUUUGAUUUCAAAUCGCUGUCGAUGUUGCCGGUAGUACAACUAAACGAUGUCUCACUAACGACGUCCAUCAAGAUGGAAGAUAAAGAAGAAAGCAAAGAGGAAGAAUUAAGCAUUUCUGAGUCCAAGGUGGAAAUAACACACGUCGUUAAUCCGUCAUUAUUUUUCGUUCGAAAAUUGGCCGCAAAAGCGCAAUUCUUACAGCUGGAGAAAGAUUUGAUGACGUACGGAAACGAUAAGCGGAACCUAAACGACUCGUUUGACCUCAAGAUAGAUGAUAUGUGCAUCGUUAACAAAUUGGGAGACAAGUGGUACCGAGCCCGCGUGUACGCAGUGUUCACUAACGACGACGACGACGACGGCGCCGCGUUGUACAAUGUGACUUACAUAGAUUACGGGAACGAGGAGUGCAACGUAGUGGCCUCGAGAGUACGAGAGAUAAAUGAGCAUCUGCGAGCGCUGCCGCCACAAGCGAUUCGGUGCAGUUUACACGGCAUGCUGCCCAAGAAUAAGUUCUGGACCAUCGCGAGCACGCGUUACUUCAGGUUGCUGACGAACGGAGCCGAUUGCACGAUGUCCGUCAUCGACUCCACCCCUGACAUUUUGUUCGUCGAUCUCUGUGUUAACCGGAAGGACAGUACGGGUCCGCAGACGAUGAGCAGCGUUAUGAAAAUGAUGGAUUACGCACGUUUGAACACCAAGCAUAGCUCGGAGCAAACAGAAAAGAUUUACAUUUAUAAGAGAGAAGAACUUAUGUGUACUAAGGGGAUAGGAGUUAACAUUGGCUGGAUUGAAUCACCGGACGAGAUUUAUGUUACCAAAGCUGCGCGAAAAAAUAAGAUUUUAGAAUUAAGAGACGAUUUAAAUGAGUAUUACAAAAAGGAGACUUCGAUAAAAAUUAUUGAUACACCACAGAAAGGUUUGCCAUGCGCUAUACAAUUAGACGACGAUAUCUGGCAUCGCGGCGAGAUUACUGAAAUAAUUAAUGAAAAUCAAGUCAAAGUGUUUUGCGUGGACUGGGGAUGUACUUCGACUCAAGACCGCGACACAUUACGAGCGAUUCCAAAUGAGUAUAUCAUGUUUAUGAAGGCGCAAGCCAUAAGGAUAUCGUUAAUGUAUGUAACGUGUGAGGCCGAUGGAACAUGGAGAUCGGAAGCUAAAUCAUCUUUGCUGAAUAUUUUCAAUAACGCAAAAUUUAUCCUGGUGCAUCCUCGAAAAAAAAUGGAGGACAAAUACAUGAGUUGUAUGUACUGCGAUAACAUCGACAUCAGCCGGCAAUUAAAAAUGCUAGGUGUUGUCAGUGAUUUUUACUGCACAAAAUUUAAGAACACAUGGCCUAAAAAGAAAUUAGAAAUGCCUAGUAGUGCAAAUACUACUUUCUCACAAUUGGAGAAAUCCGUCAAUACUGUCAGAGACCUAAGUGUCUCGUACGAUGAGACGGAGGAUAAUAAAUCGGUGAAGGAAGAGACGGCUACAGAUCAAGAUCCGUGCAAGGUGGAAGUGCGUAUUCAACGGGUGAUCACACCGGACUGCAUUUACGUCGCGCAGGUGGAACACGAACAAUCGAAUGCGAAAAUGAUAUCGGAUAUGCAAACGUUCUACGACUCCCAUAUCUCCGAGAGGCGCGAAAUUUGGAGCGAAGGCGCCUUGUGCGCCGUGUAUUCGCCGAAGGACAAGUCCUACUUCCGCGCGAAGAUAUUGAAGAUAAAUUCUCCGAAGGAUGUGCUGGUCUAUUUCUACGACAUGGGCAUCGAGGAGACGGUGAUGCAGAAGAACAUACAAUCUCUCCGUCGGAAAUUCGCAAAGGCAAAGACAUUCUGCUUUAAGGUGAAGCUGGCCGGUAUUUUGCCGUGCGGCGGAUCAUCCACUUGGCCGUUAUUAUCCUGUGACACGCUAUCCGAGAUUAUACAAGACAAUGCGCAUUGCAAAUUUUACAUCACUAAGCCGGUACAGGAAAAAGUUUGCGAUGACGUGAUAUCCAUCGAGCUUUGGGUAAGACAAUUUAAAAUACCGGGACCGCUCGCGCCGACUAAAGUGGAAAUAAAUUCUAUCAACCGAAUGUUGGUGGAAAAGGGUGUCGCCUUACCCAUUAAGAACUACUUUGCGAAAACAAGCUCGAUUCUCGCUGCAGAAUUUAAGCAGCAGUUGGAGAGUAGUUAUUGUGUUAAGUCGGACAAUGAAUCAGUCGAAUGGUUCCUCAAAGAACUGGACGUGACUGAUAUGGAUGAGACGAUAGUAUCGCAUAAGAGUGAGGUGUCGAUUUGCAAUUCUACUAUUGACAGUCGAAAUAUUUUAGAUUUGAACACCGACAAAGAUUGCAAUUCGACAAAUCGUAAGGGUGCAGUGAAACUUUCAAACUGGUUGCCACCGAUGGAAAUAACGGAAGAAGUCUUUCACGCUAUACCGACAUAUGUGGAUAACAAAUCCGCCGUGUACUUGCAUUCUAAGAAACACAAUGCCGAUUUACUGCACUAUAUAGAGACCGAAUUGCAACUCCAUUAUAAGAAUUUUAAACCAAAUAAGGAUAAGCAGUGGAAGGAAGGAGAAAUGUGUAUCGCUCGAUAUCAUCAUGAUCGAAAGUGGUACAGAGGUAGAGUUGUCCAAAAUUCAGGAAAUACAUUGAAGGUGGAAUUUGUCGAUUACGGCAAUGAGGAAGACUGCGAGGUACAGCAUGUCACGGAUUGCAUUCGAUUGGCACACAUUCCUAUUCAGUGCACAAAAUGCGUCGUCAGCGGGCUAAGACCGUCAUCCCCGAAUGGUAAAUGGAUGUUACACGAUUUAGACCGCAUACACGCGCUUCUCGUUGACCACGAAUGCAAGGUGUCCGUUUUACAACGUCAACUCACACAUUUAAUUGUGUCCAUAACAUUAUCGCGGCCGUUUAAAUGCGAACUCCUGAAAUACCUUCGCAUUCACAUGGAGAUGGAUAUUAAGGUCGAAGAUAAGUGGAAUGAUUCGGAGGACGAAGAUUCGAAAACCUUGGACUCCACCAGGGAUGUUAUUGUCGAAGACAUAAUAAGCGACGAAAAGUCGCUGUACGCAGCUGGUACUUCCGAGAGAGCUUCGUCGGAGGUGCAGGAUACUACAUUAAACGAGACUCUGACCAGUAAUUUAGUGGAAAUUUCGAAGACGGAGUUGCUUGAUAAAAUAGAGAUUACGGAGACAUCUGAUACCGAAAGCCUACCAUCGAUAGACACGAACAUUUCGAAUGUGCCUCGUGGCGCUUCAACGCCGCAGCUGUUCGAGGAGGAAGAAAAUUAUUUGAUCGAGCUAUCGUACAAACGGUUGAUCAUUCCACCGAAGACGAAGUACAUCGAAAUAAUAUUGUGUUGCAACAAAGACCCGGUCACCUCGUUCGCCCAGCUGGCAGAGAACAAGGACCAUAUAUUCUCUAAUGAGCUUCACCAGUAUUAUCUGCAGUUCGAGACCAUGAUGUCAGAAAUGCAAGUUGAUUGUUUUAAUCAACCGUUAGUUGAAUCCUUCGCGAAAAAUACUCCAUGCGUCGCGAAGUUUGUUGACGGUAUGUGGUAUAGGUGCAUCAUCGUGAAUAGUGAAGUAAUUCCAAAUAGUCAGUACAUAAAGGUCUCACUGUAUUACGUCGAUUAUGGUAAUCAUCAAUACAUGAAAUUGGACACGCUCUCCAAGUACGAUUUACGUGUACCGAAGCGAGAAUGGCUCGAAUUGCCCGCCAUGGCUAUCAAAUGCACAUUUUGGGGACUGGACUUCGUCUCUGACGACAUCGAUUUGCUAGCGUUGAAAUUAGAUAAAAUAUACAAUCAAGCAGUUGUGGCCCGAAUUAAGGAGAUUAACGAGGGAAGUAAUUUGGUGGUCGAAAUAUACAAGGACAAAACAUGCAAGAAACUUUUUUACGCUGACUUAAUCGAAGAAGGUUUAUAUCAGUUUAGAGAAUCCAGGAAAGACUGAGGAUCAGCAACAGCUAUUCCUAACUUUUUUUUUUUUAGCUAAGUCAUAUAUAUUUAUUUCGUACGACAUUUAGAUGUUUAAGUCGCGAAAGAAUACGUAAUUGGAUAGUUUAUUUUUGUACGUAUAAAUAAGAAUUGAGAUAUGUUAGAAAGUGAGAGAAAGAGAGAAAAAGAAGCUCUUGUAAAAUCUUAUUUUGUAGAAAUACAGCGUACAUCACUUUUUGCUAUUGCAUAAAGUUCAGAGAUAUCA